GAUCCGGGAGAGCGCGCGGGACACAACCGGGGUUAGAACCGCGGAGAGAACCCGGGUUGGAACCGGGGACAGAGCUGGGGACAGAGCCGGGGACAGAGCCGGGGACAGAGCCGGGGACAGAGCCGGGGACAGAGCCGGGGACAGGACUCGCGCUUCCGCUCGGUCCCGGUCACGAUGAAGCCGCCUCCUCGCGCUCGGAAGGCGCCGAACCGCAUCGGGCAGGUGUUGGAGGAGCGCGCGCGUGUGCGCGCGGGCGCGGGCAGAGCCGCGUGCCAGUGGCGGCGAGCGGAGCAGCUGGAGCUCCUGAAGGCCCUGAAGGGCCUCCACCGGACCGCCGAGCCCCACCGGGACCUGGACUGCUCCCUGCUGGAGGCCAGGCUCCCCGGCCGCCCGCCGGAAGAGGUCCGCAGUGCGCUGGAGCAGCUGAAGCAGCAGGUGAUCUCCAGCGCCGCCCGGUGGCUCCAGCAGGCUACGCGGGCUGAGCGGAGGUCCAGGAAGCCCAUCGAGAAGUGGACCCAGCUGGCGGCCGCCGUGACCGGGGGUCACGGAGAGGUCGCGACCUCCGCCCUCUCUCAGGUCCUGCUGGUGGCGUCCACAGAGCCCGGGACGCUGAGGCACUGCGUCCCCCCGGUAGACCCCUGGCCGGCCAGGCGGCCCCCCCCCACCGCCGCCGGAGCGCCGCCUGCAGGACCAGCCGCAGCGCGCCGUCCGCUGCAGACUCCAGGAGCCCCGGGAGCAGCGGUUCGAGUCCCGAGCACCCCGCCCGCCGCCAACGCCCCCCCAACCCUCGCCGCGGCGCCCGCCUCCUCCUCCGCCCCCCCCACCGCGGCACGGGCCUCCAGGACGGCCGGGCCCAAAGACGUGGUGGACUUCGAGAGGAUCUACUGCUUCCUGAGCAGAGUCCAGGAGCCCAGCUCAGCCCGGCAGCCCGGCCCCCCCUGGCAGCUCAGCCCCAUGGAGAGCGCCGUGGUGUUGGACCUCCUCAUGUCUCUCCCUGAAGAGCUGCAGCUGCUGGACUGCAACCAGCUGCACAGACACCUGUCCCAGGUGUGUCGGUGUUUAUCCGCUCCUCGUGACUCCGAGGCAGCGAGACAAGCCUUUGCAGAGCUGAGGGCGGGGCUCUGCCGCCAGGCCGCCGCCCCCCCGCACAGCGCCCAGCUACAGCCACCUGAGGCCGGCGGCCAGUCAGAGGGCGGGACGAAGGCCGGCGGCCAAUCAGAGGACGGGACGAAGGCUGGCGGCCAGUCAGAGGGCGGGACGAAGGCCGGCGGCCAGUCAGAGGGCGGGACGAAGGCCGGCGGCCAAUCAGAGGACGGGACGAAGGCUGGCGGCCAGUCAGAGGACGGGACGAAGGCCGGCGGCCAGUCAGAGGGCGGGACGAAGGCUGGCGGCCAGUCAGAGGGCGGGACGAAGGCCGGCGGCCAGUCAGAGGGCGGGACGAAGGCUGGCGGCCAGUCAGAGGACGGGACGAAGGCCGGCGGCCAGUCAGAGGGCGGGACGAAGGCCGGCGGCCAGUCAGAGGGCGGGACGAAGGCCGGCGGCCAAUCAGAGGACGGGACGAAGGCUGGCGGCCAGUCAGAGGAUGGGACGAAGGCCGGCGGCCAGUCAGAGGGCGGGACGAAGGCCGGCGGCCAGUCAGAGGGCGGGAUGGACGUCCUGCCCCUCAACCCGUUCAUGGUGCCUGUGAAGCUGCUGCGGCGCCGGUAGGAGGAGGUCGGCGGCGCUGGCUUCACGGCGGAUCGGAGUUAUGGUUGCUGCUCGUUGUGUAACGACUCACUGUAAAGUUCAGAAGUGAAACGCAGUGGGAGUCGUUGAUCCAGCGGACGCUGUUCUACUGCUCCAAAUGAAACCAUAAACCGAGGGCAGGACGUGUGACCUUCACUUCUUGUUUUGUUAGCGAUAGCUUUAAUUUAGCCAUUUUCUGGACUGAAGUUCUGAAUAAAAUCCAUUUAU
This is a messenger RNA of Salarias fasciatus (jewelled blenny), 1953 nucleotides long. It is a transcript of the gene snapc2, whose product is annotated as small nuclear RNA activating complex, polypeptide 2. NCBI's taxonomy places the organism in Eukaryota, Metazoa, Chordata, Actinopteri, Blenniiformes, Blenniidae. The transcript is spliced from 7 exons. Gene Ontology annotation, cellular component: nuclear body. The record is from RefSeq and is a predicted model, not a curated record. Gene Ontology annotation, biological process: snRNA transcription. Bases 175 to 1707 code for a protein of 510 amino acids. Gene Ontology annotation, molecular function: RNA polymerase II general transcription initiation factor activity.